AUGGCAAAUCCAUUUGCAAAGGGAACUGUAGAAGGUCUGACAAACCUGAAGAUGUGUUUAUUUCAUUUGACCCACUUGUCUGACAUUGGGGAGGGAAUGGAUUACAUAGUCAAGUCUCUGUCAAAUGAACCCUGUGACCUUGAAGAAAUCCAAUUAAUCUCCUGCUGCUUGUCUGCAAAUGCUGUGAAAACCCUAGGGCUGAACAUCCUGGAACAGCUAACUGCACUGAUGCUGCCCUGGUGCUGUGGUCUGCAAGUCAGCCUGACCAGCCUGGAGCAACUGCAGGGAGCCCCACAGCUCACCAAGCUUGGGUUGAAACACUGGAGACUCACAGAUGCAGAGAUUAGAAUUUUAGGUGCAUAUUUUGGAAAGAACCUGCUGAAAAACUUCCAGCAGUUAGAUUUGGCAGGAAAUUGCAUGAGCAGUGAUGGAUGGCUUGCCUUCAUGGGUGUAUUGGAGAAUCUUAAGCAAUUAGUGUUUUUUGACUUCAGUACUGAAGAAUUUUUGCCUGGUGCAGCAUUAGUCAGAAAACUUAGGCAUGUGUUAUCCAAGUUAACUUUUUUCCAAGAAGCUAGGCUUGUUGGGUGGCAAUUUGAUGAUGACCUCAGUGUUAUUAAAGGUGCUUUUAAACUAGUAACUGCUUAA
This is a messenger RNA of Propithecus coquereli (Coquerel's sifaka), 645 nucleotides long. RefSeq names its product NLR family, CARD domain containing 4 (gene NLRC4). The record is from RefSeq and is a predicted model, not a curated record. NCBI's taxonomy places the organism in Eukaryota, Metazoa, Chordata, Mammalia, Primates, Indriidae. Gene Ontology annotation, biological process: detection of bacterium; defense response to bacterium.